ACCAACUCUGUCACUCAUCUCAUAUUAUACUUCUCUCACUCUCUCAAAUCUCAAUCUCAUUUCACACGCAUCUUCCUCUCUUUCUCCCUCAUCAACUUGCCUUCAUUUUUAAAUAAACCUUUUCAUUCUCCCACACCAGACACUUCCACAGCUUUUUCAUUCACCACAUUAAACUAAACUUCACUGUUCUCAUCUUUCAUUACACACGCACGCACCUUUCUUUUCAUUUUCAUUAUAUAAACUUGCAUAGUUGCAUUUACAACACAAAAUUCAGAAACAUUGUAAUAGUAAACACAAAAAUGCAUAGUAGAGAGAAAUCUUUGUUCCCACAGAGAAGAAGAACACCUUCUUUUUCAUCCAUUCUUCUUGACACCAUUGACCAUUCCAUCGACGAAGUCGAAAACCAACAACAGCCAUGUCUCUACAAAAACGGCAUUGAAAAACAAAGGAUGAAUCUUCGUCAAGCUGUGAUGAUUGAAGAUUGGAUGGAGAAGAACUACACUUCAACAAGCUCUUCAGAAUGUAGCUCAGGAGGAAUCUUUUCAUCCUCAGAAACAGAUUCAUCUUACAACAAACAAAGAUCGAAACAUCAGAAACACAUGAACCUGAUUCAUCAUAUCAACUCAGAGAAGCAACAACAGCAACAAAACAAGAAGAACAAGAAGGAGAAGAAGAUGAAGCAACAAGGUUGGGAAGAUGGUUUUACGAGAACGAAACUGAGAGCUUUGAAAAUCUAUGGUGAGUUGAAUCAGAAAGUGAAGCAACCCAUUUCACCUGGGAGUAAAAUAGCUACGUUUCUUAGCUCGAUUUUCAGUUCUCAUAAUGUGAAGAAAGCGAAAAUGUGUUACGUUGGUGCUGUUGAAGAUGUUAGUUUUGAUCAAAAAUCGAAGUCGCCUUGUUUUUCUUCUUCGGUUUCUUCGUUUUCUAGAAGGUCCUGCAUGAGCAAAACGCAUUCGAAGUCGAACAAUGGUGUUAAAAGAACCGUUAGAUUCUACCCUGUUAGCGUAAUCCUAGGUGAGGAUUCUGAACAACAACAACAACAACCUAGUACUACUGUUCGGAAGAGUACGAGAAAUUCUGUUAAGGAAGUGAAGAAAAUUGACAAUGUUGUUGUCAGGGGUAAAGAAAAAGGAGGUGAUAAGAGUGGAUUUGAUUUUAGAAGAUUUUGCGAUAAUGGUGAAGACGAUGACGAAGACGAGGAUGAUAAUGAUGCUGUGAGUUACUCGAGUUCGGAUUUGUUUGAACUUGAUCAUCUUAUUGGAGAUGGAAGGUUUCAGGAAGAGCUUCCGGUUUAUGAAACUACCAAUUUAGAAACCAAUAAGGCCAUUGCUAAUGGUUUGUGUUUGUAGUUUUGUUAGAAUAAAUCAAUUGUAAUUAUUUUCAUUUAGUUUUGGGGAUUCAAUUCAUUGUUCUCUUCUUCUACGAGAUUUAUUUAUCUCAUUGUUUUAAAUUGCGGUUACAGUCACAAAUUUAGUUACAGGUGUUGUGAAUGUGAUUAUUGCAGUUGUUGCCUUGUGCAUUACAGGAGUUGUGGUUUGAUUUUGAUUGAGAAGAUUUUGAAAUACAAAUUAAAACACAUUAAAUGUUAAAGAUUUUUGAGAAAUAAAUUGAAUUUUGAUUUCUAAAUAUCGAGUUUAGACAAAAAAAAC
This is a messenger RNA of Vicia villosa (hairy vetch), 1649 nucleotides long. Its product is annotated as protein BIG GRAIN 1-like C. The transcript has a single exon. The coding region runs from base 300 to 1349 and encodes 349 amino acids. Gene Ontology annotation, biological process: auxin-activated signaling pathway. The record is from RefSeq and is a predicted model, not a curated record. NCBI's taxonomy places the organism in Eukaryota, Viridiplantae, Streptophyta, Magnoliopsida, Fabales, Fabaceae.